Eremothecium cymbalariae DBVPG#7215 is the source of this 615-nucleotide messenger RNA. RefSeq names its product U2 snRNP complex subunit HSH49 (gene HSH49). Gene Ontology annotation, biological process: positive regulation of mRNA splicing, via spliceosome. The record is from RefSeq and is a predicted model, not a curated record. Gene Ontology annotation, cellular component: nucleolus; U12-type spliceosomal complex. Gene Ontology annotation, molecular function: RNA binding. Lineage: Eukaryota; Fungi; Ascomycota; Saccharomycetes; Saccharomycetales; Saccharomycetaceae. The coding region runs from base 1 to 615 and encodes 204 amino acids. The transcript has a single exon.
AUGGACCAGAACAACUUGUAUACUAUUUAUGUUGGCAAUUUGGAUGGGCAGGUGACUAAAGAGCAUCUUUAUGAGCUAUUUGUUCAAAUGGGUCCUGUCUAUCGCAUACGAUAUAGGAAGGAUAAAAUCACACAAGAGUAUCAGGGAUUUGCGUUUGUUGAAUUCUAUACAAAUUCAGAUUGCGAAUUUGCCAUUAAAUCACUCAAUAACUCCGUUUCUUUAUUUGGGAAGAUUUUAAAGGUGAGGAGGACUCUUGAAAAUACACAUUAUGGUGGACCGUUGAUUAGUGGAGCUAAAUUGUUUGUGAAGAAUCUUGAUGAUAGUGUAGAUUUUCAGCAACUACAGAAGUUAUUUGGCAAGUUUGGUCCUUUAGUGAAGCAGCCUGAAAUAUUUACGUUAAAAAAUGGGACGCUUAAAUGUGCAUAUAUUUACUAUUCCACCUUCAAGCACUCCGAUGAGGCAUUACAAAAACUGAAUAAACAAAUAUUGGCAAAUAGGGUUAUAUCGAUAGACUAUGCAUUCAAAGACGGAAAUUCAGGGGACAAACAUGGAGAUGAAAUCGAAAGGCUAUUAGACAGGGAAGCUCAAAAACAUGGCGUUAUUAAGACAAAAUGA